Messenger RNA from Harpegnathos saltator (Jerdon's jumping ant), 3438 nucleotides. RefSeq lists its product as uncharacterized. The transcript is spliced from 4 exons. The record is from RefSeq and is a predicted model, not a curated record. Lineage: Eukaryota; Metazoa; Arthropoda; Insecta; Hymenoptera; Formicidae. Bases 1 to 3438 code for a protein of 1145 amino acids.
AUGGCAGAAUCAUCAUUAUCAUCAUUAUCAACCGUAGAACGUGAACUGCAGAACCAGGCCGCUCAAUUAGGCUCGCUAGACGAAUACCUCGCAUGGGAACAAAAGUGCGGCGAGUGUCUCGAGUCGUUGGAACAGCAUAGCCGAGCCAAACAACCAGUGACUAUCGGAGCCGGACAUUCGACACUUGUUUGGCGAGAAAUCGAUACAGCGUUCAAUAGUCGCAUAUCAACCGGGGCGAUUGUAAAUACAGACUAUAUCGACCCUCUUCGAUUUCUCCAGGAUGUGAAGAAUAUCGUGCUCGAGCAUGUGCGAAGCGUUAUGAAGAGACAUGGUAGCAUAAAAGUGAAUACUGUGUUCAACGGUGAAUUUGUGGCAGGUGAUAAACGCGCGAACAAGAGCAUUAAUACGAGGAACGUUGAACUUUUUUUCACAUCCGAUCUAGACAAUUGGUUCGCGAUGCGUGUUAUCGAACCCACCUUAGCGUCCAUGGAAGAAUUUCAGGAACGAGAUAGCGGGUGGGCACUCUCGCGCAUACUUAAUCUGACCGUUAAUGUUAACAAGUACAAUCCAUUACAUUCGGGAUGUCAUAUCGAGUUACCGCGCGAAAUAAAAAUGAAGCGGGCUAUAAUCAACGUGCAAUCUAUGGACAAUGCAUGUUUCGCAUGGGCAGUGGUUGCAGCGUUAUGUCCAGCCGACAAACACGCAGAUCGUCAAUCUUCGUACCCACACUAUACAUCGGUUUUGAAUAUGCAGGACAUUGAAUUUCCAAUGCGCAUAAAUCAAAUUAAAAAGUUUGAACGGUUGAACGAUAUCUCGGUCAACAUUUAUAGUGUGGAGAAGAGAUAUGACAACGCGACAAAGAAAGAAGGAAACGUGGUCGCACCUAUACGUCUUACGGAACAGAAAAUGGAGAAGCAUGUCAACCUGCUGCAUAUCCCAGAUCCGCGAGAUGAUGAUAACGCUGGGCACUUCGCGUGGAUCAAGAAUUUGUCCCGACUCGUCAGCUCACAACUGAGCAAAAAGAAACACAAAAAACAUAUUUGCGACCGAUGUCUACAUUACUUCAGCUCGAGCGAGAAGCUGGAGAACCAUACCGUCGGCUGUCAAAAAAUGAAUAACUGUGCCAUCAUCUUGCCAAACGAUGACAACAAAUGGCUCAGCUUCACCAACUACUGCAGGAAGGAGCGGAUCCCGUUUAUAGUUUACGCCGACUUGGAAUGCAUCCUGGAGAAGACACCGAGGGAAGAACAAACGAGUUCGUAUGCGUAUCAACAUCAUAGCGUAUUUAGUAUAGCAUAUUACGUUCGAUGUUCCUACGACGAGUCAUUAUCCGCGUAUCGAUGUCGUCGCGAUCGGGAUUGCAUUUCAUGGUUUGUCAAAGAACUUGAAGAACUGGCACAUCGUGUAAAGGAUAUUUUGUCCGCAAAUGUCCCCAUGGAAACUUUGUCGAAAGAACAGUGGGAGACAUUUCAAAACGCUAUGCUGUGCCAUGUGUGCGAGAAAUCAUUCGCAAAGGAUGAUACACGCGUGCCCGAUCAUUGCCACCUGACUGGACGGUACAGAGGUCCCGCGCAUUCCAAUUGCAAUCUAAAUUAUCAAGACAGUUAUUGCAUUCCCGUGGUCUUUCACAACUUAUCCGAUUAUGAUUCACACUUUAUCAUCAAAGAUAUAGCAACCAUGUUCGAAGGUUCAAUCACUGUACUACCGAUAACCAAAGAGAAAUAUAUUUCAUUUACAAAGACUGGGGUCUUUCCGUACGAAUUCCUUGAUUGCGCGGACAAGCUGCAGGAUCGGUGUUUACCGCCGCGCGAGUCAUUUUACAGUUCGUUGACGGGUGACACGGUAUCUGAGAGCGAUUACGCGCACGCCACGAACAUCUGGCAACGGUUCGCCAUUCAAACCUUAGGUGAAUAUAGCGACUUGUAUCUGAAGAUUGAUGUCUUGUUGCUGGCCGAUAUUUUUGAAAAUUUCCGCAAUAGUUGUAUCAAAAGUUAUGGGUUAGAUCCCGCGUAUUAUUACACUUUGCCUGGUUUUACGUGGGAUGCUAUGUUGAAGCAUACGGGCGUUAAUUUCGAACUGCUCACUGAUAUCGAUAUGGUCAUGUUCAUCGAGCGCGGUAUUCGCGGUGGCCUCAGUCAAUGUUCCGGUAGAUAUGCAAAAGCCAAUAACAAGUACAUGCAGUCUUACGAUCCAUUGCAACCAUCAUCAUACUUGAUGUACUUCGAUGUAAAUAACUUGUAUGGUUGGGCAAUGUGUCAACAGUUGCCAUACGCCGAAUUUCGAUGGGUCGAUGAUGUAUCGAAUUUCGACGUAUCAUCAAUCGCACUAGAUUCACCUAUAGGUUACAUUCUGGAGGUUGACUUAGAGUAUCCGCAACAUCUGCACGACGCGCACACUGACCUACCGUUCUAUCCGACACGGGGCAAACCGCCAAACAAAAAGCAGGACAAGCUUCUUGCAACCUUAUGCGAUAAGCAGCGUUAUGUGAUUCAUUAUCGCAACCUGCAGCAGUGCACGCGUCACGGUUUUCGUAUUGGAAAGAUACACCGCAUACUCAAAUUUGCUCAGUCUCCAUGGCUCCGCGAUUAUAUCGAACUUAAUACGCAGUUUAGAACACGCGCGACAAACGAUUUCGAGAAAAAUUUGUACAAAUUGAUGAACAACGCGGUGUUCGGUAAAACUAUGGAAAACGUUCGCAAUCACGUAGACGUAAAACUAUUGACAAAAUGGGAUGGACGAUACGGUGCUGAGGCAAUGAUUGCGAGACCAAAUUUUCAUAGCAAAAGUGUCUUUUCGGAAAAUUUAAUCGCCGUUGAGCUACGUAAACUUGAGGUGAAAUUCAACAAGCCGAUCUAUGUGGGUAUGUGUAUCCUUGACAUAUCCAAGAUCUACUUGUACGAAUUUCAUCACGAGUACAUGUCUCCUCUGUAUCAGAACAGAUGUAAAGUAAUGUACACCGAUACUGACAGUUUAAUCUACCAUAUCCAAUGCGAUGAUAUUUUCGAGCACAUGAAACGUGAUAUUUCUAAGUUUGAUACGAGUGAUUAUCCCGCUGAUAAUGCGUACGGUAUACCGCUUGUCAACAAAAAGGUACCAGGUCUGAUGAAAGAUGAAAAUAACGGAGCGAUUAUGACGGAAUUCGUCGGGCUCAGAGCAAAGAUGUACAUGCUAAAGGUAGACAGCAAAAAUGAUACGAAGAAGGCGAAAGGUGUGAAGACCAAUGUCGUAGCGCGAACUAUAACGUUUGAUGAUUAUAUGCAGUGUCUGAGAGAUGAGGUCGAAAAGCAACGUCGUCAGUCAUGCAUACGAUCCAAAAUGCACAAAGUCUACACCGUGUCCGAACUGAAAACUGCUCUGAGUCCGUAUGAUGACAAGCGGUAUAUCGUACCGAACUCAACAGACACUUUACCAUGGGGACAUUACAGGAUACAAUUGUAA